CGGCGCGUCUCUAUGGCUGCGGUGGAUUGACGGAGCGCAGCGGCAGCAGCAGCCGGGCUCUGAGCGCUCUUCAUCGGCCAUGGCGGAAAGCGGAGACGCGGAGGACGAGAUUCAGUUCUUGCGGACCGAUGAUGAGGUGGUCCUGCAGUGUGUAGCCUGCAUUCAGAAAGAGAACCGUAAAUUCUGUCUGAGCGCUGAGGGUUUGGGGAACAGACUUUGUUACCUGGAGCCCACGUCAGAAGCCAAGUAUGUUCCUCCGGAUCUGUGUAUCUGCAGUUUUGUGCUGGAGCAGUCGCUGUCCGUGCGCGCUCUACAGGAGAUGCUCGCCAAAACCGGACAAAACAACGACGGCGGCGAGGGCGGAGGUCACAGGACGUUACUGUACGGUCACGCUGUCCUGUUCAGACACUCCUUCAGUGGAAUGUUUCUGACCUGCUUGAAGACCUCCAGAUCUAUGACUGAUAAACUGUCUUUUGAUGUGGGACUGCAGGAGGACUCGACAGGAGAGGCGUGCUGGUGGCGAUUCAUCCGAGCGUCGAAACAGAGAUCAGAGGGUGAGAAAGUUCGAAUUGGAGACGAUCUCAUACUGGUCAGUGUUUCAUCUGAACGAUAUCUACAUCUGUCCAUAUCCAACGGCAUCAUCCAGGUGGACGCCGCCUUCAUGCAGACGCUGUGGAACGCCCAUCCCACCUGCUCCGGGAGCAACGUGGAGGAAGGAUACCUUCUUGGUGGUCAUGUGAUGCGUCUUUUUCACGGCCACGAUGAAGUGCUGACGAUCCCCGGAUCUGAUCAGAGUGAGGAAGAGCAGAGGAUAGUGAACUAUGAGACGGGUAAAGCUGGAACUAAAGCUCGAUCUCUCUGGAGACUGGAACCGUUACGGAUCAGUUGGUGUGGCAGUCACAUCCGCUGGGGUCAACCCUUCCGUCUGCGUCACCUGACCACCGGUCACUAUCUGGCGCUGUCCGAUGACAGAGGAGUCGUCCUGCAGGAGAGAGAGAGAUCCGACACCACGUCCACUGCAUUCUGCUUCAGAGCUUCAAAGGAAGUGUCUGAAAAGUUGGAGUGCAGUGUGAAGCGUGAUGUGGAGGGGAUGGGUGUAGCAGAAAUCAAAUAUGGAGACUCUCAGUGUUUCGUGAUGCAUGUGGCAACGGGACUGUGGCUGUCUUAUCAAGCGCCAGAUGUCAAAUCAGCUCGACUGGGACCUCUCAAACGACGAGCGUGUCUGCAUUCAGAGGGACACAUGGAUGACGGUUUGACGUUACAACGUUGUCAACAUGAAGAGUCACGAGCUGCUCGAAUCAUCCGCAACACCACACGACUCUUCAGCUGCUUCAUCAGUGGGACGAACCGUGUGUGCGUGCUCCUGCCCAUCGAGGAGGUUCUGCAGACGCUCAAUGACCUCAUCACGUACUUCAGACUGCCCGAAGCCGAGCUGGAACACGAGAAGAAACAGAUCAAACUGCGUUCACUAAUGAACCGUCAGAAUCUCUUCAAACAGGAGGGGAUGCUGUCUCUGGUGUCUUACUGCAUCGAUCGAUUGAGUGUUUAUAACAGUGCGGCUCAUUUCAGCGAGUGUGCAGGUGAAGAGGCCAGUGCGGCGUGGAAAGACAUUCUCAACCUGCUCUACGAGCUGCUGGCCGCUCUCAUCAGAGGAAACAGGAAUAAUUGUACACAGUUCUCACAGAACCUGGAUUGGCUGGUCAGUAAACUCGAGAGACUGGAGUCAUCUUCAGGGAUCUUGGAGGUUCUUCACUGUAUUCUGAUUGAGAGUCCUGAAGCACUGAAUGUCAUCCAGAGAGGACACAUAAAGACCAUCAUCUCGCUGCUCUAUAAACACGGACGCAACCACAAGAUCCUGGACGUUCUCUGCUCUCUGUGUGUGUGUAACGGAGUCGCUGUCAGAGCCAAUCAGAAUCUGAUCUGUGAUCACCUGCUGCCCAAACGAGACCUGCUCCUGCAAACACGAUUGGUCAACGACGUACAAAGCAUGCGGCCCAAUAUCUUCGUAGGCGUCAGUGAAGGUUCAGCCCAGUACAGGAAGUGGUACUUUGAGAUGGUGAUCGAUCAGGUGGAUCAUUUCAUGACGGGCGAGCCGUCACACCUGCGGGUGGGCUGGGCAUCCACUAAAGGUUACGCCCCUUACCCGGGUGGAGGAGAGGGGUGGGGGGGCAACGGGGUCGGCGAUGAUCUCUACUCCUACGGAUUUGAUGGACUCCACCUGUGGUCAGGACGGAUUCCACGGACCGUUGCGUCAGUCAAGCAGCACAUGUUAAUGUCUGAUGAUGUGGUCAGCUGUUGUAUGGAUCUGAACGCUCCCAGUAUCUCCUUCAGGAUCAAUGGACAGCCCGUGCAGGGAAUGUUCGAGAACUUCAACAUCGAUGGGCUGUUUUUCCCCGUGGUCAGCUUCUCCGCUGGGGUCAAGGUGCGUUUCCUGUUAGGUGGUCGUCAUGGAGAUUUUAAGUUCCUGCCUCCGUCGGGUUACGCGCCGUGUUAUGAAGCUCUGCUGCCGAAGGAGAAGAUGCGAGUCGAGCCGGUGAAAGAGUACAAGAGAGACGCCGAUGGAGUGAGAGACUUACUGGGCAACACACACUUCACCUCACAGGCAUCGUUCAUACCCAAACCUGUGGACACAUCACAGAUCGUCAUGCCUCCUCACCUGGAGAAGGUUCGAGAUCGUUUGGCUGAAAACAUCCAUGAGCUGUGGGGCGUGAACAAGAUCGAGCUGGGCUGGUCGUACGGGAAGAUCAGAGAAGAUAAUAAGCGUCAGCACCCAUGUCUGGUGGAUUUCUCCAAACUGCCCGAAACUGAGAAGAACUACAACUUACAGAUGUCGACAGAAACACUCAAGACUGUUCUGGCUUUGGGUUGUCAUGUUGUUCAGGUGAAACUGAAUGCUGAAGAGGACCUGAAGAAACUCAAACUUCCAAAGAACUAUAUGAUGUCUAAUGGUUAUAAACCCACACCUCUGGAUCUGUCCGAUGUGAAACUGACCCCGGCUCAGGAGCUGCUGGUGGACAAACUGGCGGAGAAUGCUCAUAACGUCUGGGCCAAAGACCGCAUCAAACAGGGCUGGACCUACGGGAUACAGCAGGAUGUGAAGAGCAAGCGUAACCCUCGUCUGGUGCCAUAUGCUUUACUCGAUGAGCGCACCAAGAAGUCGAACCGUGACAGCCUCAGGGAGGCCGUACGCACUCUCAUUGGAUACGGAUACAACAUCGAGCCGCCCGACCAAGACGCUGGUCAUGUGGUGGAGCGGUUGAGUAUCGAUAAGAUCCGGUUCUUCCGUGUGGAGCGGACAUACGCAGUGAUGACCGGUAAAUGGUAUUUUGAGUUUGAGGCGGUGACGGGUGGAGACAUGAGGGUCGGGUGGGCUCGACCCGGCUGUAAACCUGAUGUAGAACUCGGUACUGAUGAUCAGGCGUAUGUGUUUGAUGGUCAUCGGGGUCAUCGGCUCCACAUGGGCAGCCGUCUGUUUGGCCGCUGUUGGCAUGCUGGUGACGUGGUCGGCUGUAUGAUCAACAUGGAGGACAAAUCAAUGAUCUUCACCCUCAACGGAGAAAUCCUGAUCACUAACAAGGGCUCUGAACUCUGUUUCACUGACUUUGACAGUAAUGACGGUUUUAUCCCCGUGUGUAGUUUGGGUCUGUGUCAGAUUGGUCGUAUGAAUCUCGGUAAAGACGCCAGCACGUUUAAAUACUACACCAUGUGUGGACUGCAGGAGGGCUUUGAACCGUUUGCCGUCAACAUGAAUCGUGAGGUCACCAUGUGGUUUAGUAAACGUCUGCCGACCUUCUUCAACGUGCCAAAAGAGCACAAGCACAUAGCGGUCACCAGAAUCGACGGGACUAUCGACAGCCCACCGUGUCUGAAGGUCUCCCAUAAGAUGUUUGGCACUCAGAACAGUAACGCUGACAUGGUGUUCUGCAGAUUGAGUAUGCCCGUCGAGUUUCACUCCAGCUUCAAGAGCAGCAUCUACGCUCACGUGAACGGAGUGCAUGAGGAGGAACCGCUCAAACUCAAACACAGGUAUCCCGUGAAGUCAAUGAAACACUCGGAUGAAGGAAGGAGAACGGACUACAGCAACAUCACUACAUAUUAUUAUUCAGUGCGAGUAUUCGCUGGUCAAGAUCCAUCAUGCGUGUGGGUUGGUUGGGUCACCCCUGACUACCAUUACUAUAGCAACCACUUCAAUCUCGGCAAGAACCGUACUGUGACGGUUACCCUUGGAGACGAGCGGGGUCGCGUGCACGAGAGUGUGAAGAGGAGUAACUGUUACAUGGUUUGGGGUGGUGAUGUCACCAGCACCGCUCACUCCACCAGCAGGAGCAAUGUGGAUCUAGAGAUUGGAUGCCUCAUUGAUUUGGCAACAGGGCUGUUAGCUUUCACAGUCAACGGCAAAGAACUUUCAAGCUCAUAUCAGGUGGAGCCAAGUACUAAACUCUUUCCUGCUGUGUUUGUACGGCCAACAAGUUCCAGUCUGUUCCAGUUUGAACUGAGCAAAAUCAAGAACGCGAUGCCCAUUUCCUCUGCCAUCUUUAAGAGUGAGCACAAGAAUCCUGUUCCUCAAUGUCCACCUCGUCUGGACAUCCAGACCAUCAACUCCGUGCUGUGGAGCCGAAUGCCAAACACAUUCCUGAAGGUGGAGACGACUCGCGUCAGUGAGAGACACGGAUGGAUGGCGCAGUGUCUGGAGCCGCUACAGAUGCUCGCUGUACACAUUCCAGAGGAGAACCGGUGUGUGGAUAUUAUGGAGUUAUCUGAACAAGAAGACUUGCGUAAAUUCCACUAUCACACACUGAAACUCUACUGUGCUCUGUGUGCACACGGAAACACGCGUGUAGCUCACGCCCUCUGCAGCCAUCUCGACCAAUCACAGCUCCUGUACACCAUCAGCAACCAAUACCUGUCGGGCAUGCUUCGUGAGGGCUUCUACAACGUUCUCAUCAGUGUACACCUGGAGACGGCCCGGGCCGCUCGCCUCAUGAUGAACAACGAGUUCAUCGUCCCCAUCACCGCCGAGACGCGCAGCAUCCGACUCUUUCCUGACGCAUCCAAACGGCACCAGCCUCCAGGCGUCGGCCUCAGCACCUCCCUCAAACCCAGACUCAACUUUGCUCCACCCUGUUUCAUAAGCACCAAACGUGACCUGCACCUGUACAGUCCUGAAGUCCCAUUGGACAUUCUGAAGGAGAAGGCCAUCAGCAUGCUGACGGAGGCGGUGCAGGGUGGAGGAGAUCACAUUAGAGACCCUGUCGGUGGGAGUGUGGAAUAUCAGUUCGUGCCCAUUCUACGGCUCAUUAGCACGCUGCUGACGAUGGCCGUCCUGACCAGCGAUGACGUGCAAAAGAUCUUACUGCUCAUUGAGCCCAAUGUGUUUGGAGGACAGAUGGUUGAAGGACUGAGAGAUGCGACAAUGAAAGAAGGUCUGACUGGAGCCGAAGAGAAAGCUGUGGAAGCAGGAGAGGAAGAAGCUAAAGACAGUAAAGUUCUGAUGAAGGGACUGCUGGAGAAGAAACUUCCAGAGUCUGUGAAACGACAGAUGUGUGAACUCCUGCAUUAUUUCUGUGACUGUGAGUUGAGACAUCGGAUUGAAGCCAUCGUGUCGUUCUCGGAUAGUUUCGUCUCAAAGCUGCAGUACAACCAGAAGUUUCGUUAUAAUGAGCUGAUGCUCGCUCUGAACAUGUCUGCUGCCGUCACGGCCAAAAAGACCAAAGAGUUUCGCUCACCGCCGCAGGAGCAGAUUAACAUGCUGUUGAACUUUAAUAUGGGUGAAGAUUGUCCGUGCCCGGGAGACAUACAGGAGGAACUGUACGACUUCCACAGCGAGCUGCGACUGCACUGCGGAGUUCCUGUGGAGGAGGACGAGGAAGAUCUGGACUCGUCCAUUAAAGGUCGACUGCUCGCUCUCAUCUAUAAGAUCAAAGGUCAACCACAGAAAUCUGAAACACAGCCCACAGAGAAAGAGCAGACCGCUCCCUCGAAUCUGAAGGAGUUGAUCUCUCAGACGAUGGUGAGCUGGGCUCAGGAGACGCACAUUCAGGACCCGGAGCUGGUGCGAGUGAUGUUCAGUCUGCUCAGGAGACAGUACGACAGCAUCGGCGAGCUGCUCCGGGCCAUGAGGAAGACCUACACCAUCAGCGGCGGCUCCGUACAAGACACCAUCCACCUGCUCGCAUCGCUGGGACAGAUCCGAUCGCUGCUCAGCGUCCGCAUGGGCAAAGAGGAGGAGCAACUCAUGAUUGACGGCCUGGGUGACAUCAUGAAUAAUAAAGUGUUCUACCAGCAUCCAAACCUCAUGAGAGUUCUGGGGAUGCACGAGACCGUCAUGGAGGUGAUGGUGAAUGUACUGGGAGGAGGAAAGUCACAGGAAAUUGCUUUUCCUAAAAUGGUUGCGAGCUGCUGUCGCUUUCUGUGUUACUUCUGUCGAAUCAGUCGUCAGAACCAGAAGGCCAUGUUUGAUCAUCUGAGCUAUCUGCUGGAGAACAGCAGUGUUGGACUGGCGUCUCCGUCCAUGAGAGGUUCGACUCCUUUAGAUGUCGCUGCUUCAUCCGUGAUGGAUAAUAACGGUCUGGCUCUUGCGCUAGAGGAACCAGACCUGGACAAGGUUGUGACGUAUCUGGCGGGUUGUGGACUGCAGAGUUGUCCCAUGCUCAUAUCUAAAGGAUAUCCAGAUAUCGGCUGGAACCCUAUUGAGGGAGAGCGAUACCUCUCCUUCCUGCGAUUCGCUGUAUUUGUCAAUGGUGAGAGUGUGGAGGAAAAUUCCAGUGUUGUGGUGAAGCUUCUGAUUCGUCGACCGGAGUGUUUUGGCCCCGCCCUGCGAGGGGAGGGGGGGAAAGGGCUGCUGGUGGCCAUGAAGGAAGCUAUUAAGAUCUCAGAGAACCCAUCGCUGGAUCUGCCCAGUACAGGCCCGGGGGAGGAGGAAGAGGAAGUGGUUCACAUGGGAAAUGCGAUUUUGUCUUUCUACUCGGCUCUGAUCGAUCUGUUGGGCCGUUGUGCUCCUGAGAUGCACUUGAUCAAUAAGGGUAAAGGUGAAGCUCUGAGGAUUCGUGCCAUCCUGAGGUCUCUCGUGCCAACUGAGGAUCUGGUUGGCAUCAUUAGUGUUUCUCUGAAGAUGCCGGUGCUCAAUAAAGACGGUAGUGUGACGGAGCCCGACGUGUCUGCCACUUUCUGCCCGGACCACAAGGCCCCUAUGGUGCUGUUUUUGGACCGUGUUUAUGGUAUAGAGGAUCAGAGCUUCCUUCUGCAUCUGCUUGAGGUCGGUUUCCUGCCUGACCUGAGAGCGUCCGCCUCACUGGACACGGUCACUCUCCGGACCACUGAAACGGCUCUGGCCAUGAAUCGGUACAUCGGUUCUGCCAUGUUGCCUCUGCUCACCCGCUGCGCCCCUCACUUCUCUGGCACAGAGCAUCACGCCACCCUCAUCGACUCGACUCUCUACACCAUCUACAGACUGUCCAAGGGCUGUUCACUCACCAAAGCGCAGAGAGACGCUAUAGAGGAGUGUUUACUCGCCGUCUGCAAGUACCUGAGACCGUCCAUGCUGCAGCAUCUUCUGCGUCGGCUGGUGUUUGAUGUGCCGCUGUUAUCUGAAUACUGUAAGAUGCCACUGAAGCUGUUGACGAAUCAUUACGAGCAGAACUGGAAGUAUUACUGUCUGCCGUCGGGAUGGGGCAGUUACGGUCUGGCGUCUGAGGAAGAACUUCUGCUCACCAAGAAGAUCUUCUGGGGCAUCUUUGAUUCGCUCUCUCAGAAGAAGUAUGAACAGGAGCUGUUUAAAAUGGCCAUGCCGUGUCUGAGUGCCAUUGCCGGAGCUCUUCCGCCGGACUUCAUCGACUCGUCUCUCAACACCACGCUGGAGAAACCUGUGUCUGUAGACACACAGGGAAACUUCGAGCCCAAACCCAUUAACACGGCCAACAUCUGUCUACCUGAAAAACUGGAACACAUCGCAAACAAAUAUGCAGAACAUUCCCAUGAGAAGUGGUCCUCUGAGAAGGUGAUUCUGGGCUGGAAAUACGGUGAGAAUAUUGAGGAAAAAGCCAAAACGCACUCAAUGCUCAGAUCAUACAAAUCCCUCACAGAGAAGGAGAAGGAGGUGUAUCGCUGGACGGUGCGCGAGUCAUUGAAGAGCAUGUUAGCGAUGGGUUGGAGCAUCGACAGAACUAAAGAAGGAGAAUCCAUGUUUCAACAGAGGGAGAUUGAGAAGAUGCGACGAAUAUCCCAAGCGUCUCAGGGUAACAGCUUCAGUCCAGCUCCACUAGACAUGAGCAACGUCCUGCUGUCAAGAGAACUUCAGUCGAUGGUUGAAGUCGUGGCUGAAAACUAUCACAACAUCUGGGCAAAGAAAAAGAAGAGUGAGCUGGCAACAAGAGGCGGAGGAACUCAUCCGCUGCUGGUACCGUACGACACACUCACUGCUAAAGAGAAAGCCAAAGAUCGAGAGAAAGCUCAAGAUCUUUUCAGAUUUCUGCAGAUUAAUGGAUACGCCAUCACCAGAGGUCUGAAGGACAUGGAACAAGAUUCGUCCUCCAUGGAGAAACGCUUCGCCUAUAAAUUCCUGAAGAAGUUGCUGAAAUACGUGGACUCGGCACAGGAGUUUAUAGCUCACCUCGAGGCGAUGGCCACCAGUGGAAAGAACGACAAAUCGCCACACGAACAAGAAAUCAAGUUCUUUGCGAAGGUGCUCCUCCCCCUCAUUGAUCAGUACUUUAAAAACCACUCCCUCUACUUCCUGUCAUCGCCCACUAAGAAUCUGAGCAGCAGUGGAUACGCGUCUAAUAAAGAGAAAGAGAUGGUCACCAGUCUGUUCUGUAAGCUGGCCGCUCUGGUUAGACACAGGAUUUCUCUCUUUGGAAGUGACUCCAGCACUAUCGUCAGCUGUCUGCAUAUACUCGCGCACACACUGGACACCAGGACGGUGAUGAAGUCCGCUUCUGAGCUGGUUAAAGCCGGUUUGAGGACGUUCUUUGAGAAUGCCGCUGAAGAUCUGGAGAAGACCCUGGAGAACCUGAAGCUGGGGAAGUUCACUCACUCUCGCAGUCAGAUGAAGGGAGUGUCACAGAACAUCAACUACACGACCGUCGCUCUGCUGCCCAUCCUCACGGCACUGUUUGAACACAUCACUGAACAUCAGUUUGGAUCAGACCUGCUGUUGGAUGAUGUCCAGGUGUCCUGUUAUCGGAUCCUGACCAGUUUGUACUCGCUGGGGACGGGUAAAAAUAUCUAUGUGGAGAGGCAGCUUCCAGCGUUGGGUGAGUGUUUGGCGACUCUUGCGGGUGCCAUGCCCGUGGCGUUUUUAGAACCGCAGUUGAACAAACACAACACCUGUUCUGUGUUCAACAGCAAGACAUCUCGUGAACGAGCCAUUCUAGGAAUGCCAGAGUUUGUGAACGAGAUGUGUCCUGAUAUGCCUCGUCUGGACGGUUUGAUGAAGGACAUUAAUGACAUGUCCGAGUCGGGUGCCAGAUACACUGAGAUGCCACACGUCAUUGAGGUGGUGCUGCCCAUGCUGUGUAACUAUCUGUCGUACUGGUGGGAGCGUGGACCAGAGAACCGCUGUGAGAGCACCGCCGUCUGCAGCACCACUGUCACGUCUGAACAUCUGAGCGUCAUCCUCGGGAACAUCUUAAAGAUCCUCAACAGUAAUCUGGGCAUCGACGAGGCGUCCUGGAUGAAACGCAUCGCAGUUUAUGCUCAACCGAUCAUCAGUAAAGCGCGAGCAGACCUGCUGAAGACUCACUUCCUACCCACACUGGAGAAACUGAAGAAGAAGACGGUGAAAGUGGUGAUGGAGGAGGAGCUUCUGAAAGCCGACGGCAAGUGCGACACCCAGGAGGCAGAGCUUCUCAUUCUCGAUGAGUUUGCGGUGCUGUGCAGAGAUCUGUACGCGUUCUAUCCGAUGCUUAUCCGUUACGUAGACAACAACAGGUCUCGCUGGCUGAAGGAACCCGACUUCGAUUCAAACGAACUCUUCAGGAUGGUGGCAGAGAUUUUUAUCCUUUGGUGCAAAUCACACAAUUUCAAGAGGGAAGAGCAGAACUUUGUUGUUCAGAAUGAGAUUAAUAAUCUGUCCUUUCUCACCGGUGACAGUAAAACCAAACUGGCAAAGUCUGGAGGUCAGGAUCAGGAGAGGAAACACAAGAAGCGUCGUGGAGAUUUCUACUCCAUCCAAACGUCUCUGAUCGUCUCCGCUCUGAAGAAGAUGCUGCCCAUCGGUCUGAACAUGUGCACGCCUGGCGAUCAGGAGCUCAUCCUCCUCGCCAAGACACGAUACAGCCUGAAAGACACGGAUGACGAAGUGAAGCAACAUAUCAGACAGAACCUGCACCUGCAGGAAAAGUCUGAGGACCCCGCUGUUCGCUGGCAGCUGAACCUUUACAAAGACGUGAUCGUGAAGACCGAGGAAACUUCAGAUCCAGAGAGAACGGUCGAGAGAAUCCAGAGUAUCUCAGCCGCUGUGUUUCACCUGGAGCAGGUCGAGCAGCCGUUAAGAUCUAAGAAGUGUGUUUGGCAGAAGUUGUUGUCUAAACAGCGUAAGCGAGCUGUGGUGGCGUGUUUCAGAAUGGCACCACUUUAUAACCUGCCCAGGCAUCGCUCCAUUAACCUGUUCCUCACGGGUUAUCAGAGACUGUGGAUAGAGGCAGAGAUGUACUCGUUUGAGGAGAAACUAGUGCAGGAUCUCGCAACACAGCCGAAGUCUGAUGAAGAGGAGGAGGAGAUCACAGAUACUCAACCAGACCCUCUUCAUCAAAUCAUCCUGCACUUCAGUCAUAACGCACUGACAGAACGCAGUUGUCUGGAAGAGGAUCAGCUGUACAUCGCUUAUGCAGAUAUGAUGGCAAAGAGUUGUGCUGAAAAUGAGGAAGAGGAUGAGGAAGGCAAAGAGAAAACAUUUGAGGAGAAGGAGAUGGAGAAGCAGAAGACUCUGUAUCAGCAGGCGAGACUUCAUGACAGAGGAGCAGCAGAAAUGAUCUUACAGAUGAUCAGUGCCAGUAAAGGUGGUUUGGGUUCGAUGGUGACGUUCACGCUGAAACUCGGCAUCUCCAUUCUGAACGGUGGAAACACUCUAGUGCAGCAGAAAAUGUUGGACUAUCUCAAGGAGAAACGAGACGUGGGAUUUUUCAAGAGUUUGUCAGGACUGAUGCAGUCGUGCAGCGUUUUGGAUCUGAACGCUUUUGAGCGUCAGAAUAAAGCUGAGGGUUUGGGAAUGGUGACUGAAGAGGGCUCCAUCAACGUGAGGGAGCGCGGUUCGAAAGUUCUUCAGAAUGACGAGUUCACCAAAGAUCUUUUCAGGUUUCUGCAGCUCUUGUGUGAGGGGCACAAUAACGAUUUCCAGAACUUUCUGAGAACACAGACCGGAAACACGACCACAGUGAAUAUCAUCAUCAGCACUGUGGACUAUCUGCUCCGACUGCAGGAGUCCAUCAGUGAUUUUUACUGGUAUUACUCCGGUAAAGAUGUCAUGGAUGAAGCCGGACAGCGCAACUUCUCUAAAGCUCUCGCUGUGGCCAAACAGAUCUUCAACUCUCUCACUGAAUACAUUCAGGGUCCGUGUAUUGGGAAUCAGCAGAGUUUGGCUCACAGCAGACUCUGGGAUGCAGUCGUUGGAUUUCUGCAUGUUUUUGCCAACAUGCAAAUGAAGCUGUCACAGGACUCCAGUCAGAUCGAGUUGUUGAAGGAGCUGAUGGAUCUACAGAAGGACAUGAUCGUCAUGAUGCUCUCUCUGCUGGAAGGAAAUGUUGUUAACGGGACUAUCGGCAAACAGAUGGUGGACACUCUAGUGGAGUCCUCCAACAAUGUUGAGAUGAUCCUGAAGUUCUUCGAUAUGUUCCUAAAGCUGAAAGAUCUAACCACCUCUGAAACCUUCAAAGAACACGAUCCCGACAGGAAAGGAGUUAUCUCCAAGAAAGAGUUCCAGAAGUCCAUGGAGAACCAGAAACAGUACUCUCAAUCUGAGAUCGAGUUUCUGCUGUCCUGCGCCGAGGCUGACGAGAACGACAUGUUCAAUUACGAGGAGUUUGUGAAGCGCUUCCACGAACCCGCGAAGGACAUCGGCUUCAACGUGGCGGUUCUGCUCACCAACCUAUCGGAGCACAUGCCUCACGAUUCCCGUCUCGCCACCUUCCUGAACUUAGCCGAGAGCGUCCUGAACUACUUCGAGCCCUUCCUGGGCCGCAUCGAGAUCAUUGGCGGCGCGAAGAGAAUCGAGCGAGUCUACUUUGAGAUCAGCGAGUCCAGCAGAACCCAGUGGGAGAAACCGCAGGUCAAAGAGUCCAAACGGCAGUUCAUCUUUGAUGUCGUCAACGAGGGCGGAGAAUCCGAGAAGAUGGAGCUGUUCGUGAACUUCUGCGAGGACACCAUCUUUGAGAUGCAGUUGGCGUCUCUGAUCUCUGAGCCGGACGCUGCAGAGAGAACGGAGGAAGACAAUGAUGAAGAUGCUCAGAGUGUGGCUGAGAAUCUAGAGGAGGAAGAGGGAGAUGGUGCACUGGAGUCUUCCUCGGCGUUCACUCUGGCCUGUGUCUCCAUGAGGAAGAGUCUGGCCAACCUCCGGCAGAUGUUGACCCUCAAGAGCAUGAAGAGGCAGUAUAGGAGGUUGAGGAAGAUGAGCGUGAGGGAGAUGAUUCGAGGGUUUUUCUACUUCUUCUGGAUGAUCUUCACCGGCAUGUUACGCUUCUUCUACAACCUGAUGUGGGGGUUCUUCCACAUCCUGUGGUCCACCUUGUUUGGUGGAGGUCUCGUGGAAGGAGCCAAGAACAUGAAGGUGACGGAUAUUCUGGGCAACAUGCCCGAUCCCACACAGUUUGGGAUCCAUGGAGACGUUCUGGAGAUUGAGAAGCUGGAAUACUGUGACGUGUCUUCAGUAGCAGAACUCGGACAUAUCGCAGCCGGAGAGCAGACUGAGAUGGACCUCAUGUCAGAACUCAUGAACAUUCAUCCCAGGAGAGAAGGAGGUAAACACGGGAUGGAGCCGGGCCUCGGAGACGUGUCCGAGGUGGUUGGAGAGGACACUCCAUCUUUAGCCAGCGCUGUACAUCAGAAGAAAGCUCAGGAGGCGGCCACUAAACAAGCAUCCGAGACGGAACCUAUAAGCGAAUCUGAGAAGGCAGAUGUUGAAGAUGGAGAGAAGAAAGACCAGGACAAGAGUAAAGAGGAAGUGCUCAAAGACUUGUCAAAGGAAGAUAAGAAGCCAAUGAAGAAAAGACGUGGUCUGAGGAAAGAGCCGGCCGAGGCGUUCAUGGCUUCAUUUUUUGCCGGUCUGGAUGUCUAUCAGACUAAAAUGCUGAAUUAUCUGGCCAGGAACUUUUACAACCUGCGUUUCCUCGCUCUAUUUGUGGCAUUUGCCAUCAACUUCAUUCUGCUCUUCUACAAGGUGACCGGUGAGGACUCGGAUGAUCUGGACCCGUGGACGCGGCGAGAGGAAGAGGAUGAAGGCGUUGUGGAGUAUUUUGUUCUUCAGGAGAGCACCGGUUACAUGGCGCCGACUCUCCGAUUCCUCGCCGUCAUGCACACGCUCAUCUCGUUCCUCUGUGUGGUGGGAUAUUAUUAUCUGAAGGUGCCUCUGGUGGUGUUUAAGCGUGAGAAGGAAAUCGCACGUAAGCUGGAGUUUGAUGGUUUGUACAUCACUGAACAACCGUCUGAUGAUGACAUUAAAGGACAGUGGGACAGACUCGUCAUCAACACACCAUCUUUCCCCAACAACUACUGGGACAAGUUUGUCAAACGCAAGGUCAUAAAUAAAUAUGGAGAUCUUUACGGUGCCGAGCGGAUCGCUGAACUGUUGGGUUUGGAUAAAAGUGCUCUGGACUUCAACCCAACUGAAGAGACGGUCAUUAAAGAUGCUUCACUGCUCUCCUGGUUGAGUUCCAUUGACACAAAGUAUCACAUCUGGAAAAUGGGCGUCGUGUUUACAGAUAACUCUUUCCUGUAUCUGGUCUGGUACACCACCAUGUCUAUACUGGGACACUACAAUAACUUCUUCUUUGCUGCCCAUCUGUUGGACAUCGCCAUGGGCUUCAAAACCCUGAGGACCAUCCUCUCCUCCGUCACACACAACGGCAAACAGCUGGUGUUGACGGUCGGGCUGCUCGCUGUGGUCGUGUAUCUCUACACUGUCGUGGCGUUCAACUUCUUCCGCAAGUUCUACAACAAGAGCGCCGACGAGGACGAGCCUGAUAUGAAAUGUGAUGAUAUGAUGACUUGUUAUCUGUUUCACAUGUAUGUGGGCGUGCGAGCCGGUGGUGGUAUCGGUGAUGAAAUCGACGACCCAGCGGGCGACCCGUACGAACUGUACCGGAUUCUGUUCGACAUCACCUUCUUCUUCUUUGUCAUUGUGAUUCUGCUGGCCAUCAUACAAGGUUUGAUCAUUGAUGCUUUUGGAGAGCUGAGAGACCAACAGGAACAAGUCAAAGAAGACAUGGAGACUAAAUGCUUCAUCUGUGGUAUUGGUAAUGAUUAUUUUGACACGACGCCGCACGGAUUUGAAAGUCACACGUUACAAGAGCACAACCUCGCAAACUACCUAUUCUUCUUGAUGUACCUGAUCAACAAAGACGAAACUGAACACACCGGUCAGGAGUCGUACGUGUGGAAGAUGUAUCAGGAGAGAUGUUGGGACUUCUUCCCAGCUGGUGAUUGUUUCCGUAAGCAGUAUGAAGACCAGUUGGGUUAGACAGCAGAACCAGAACCUUCUCAAGAACCUGGACCAUCUGAAAACACAGAACCUAUUGAAGAACGACACACCGGCGUCUGAAGUUUCCUGCGUUACCUCGAGAAAUAGUGCCAAUUUUGUCUCUCACUCUGUCUGGACCUUUCGUCUUGUUAGUUUCGAACAUUCGUUUUCGUUGUUGGUCGGAAAACAAGACGAGAUAAAACUCUACACGUUGCCUUCUUCGACCCCAAAACCAUUGCACAAUGUUUUUUCCUCUCUUUUGAGAAACUCUUGGUUGCGUGGGGGUUACCAAACAACGUCUCCACACGUAUAUAUGCACAAGAAAUCUACUUCAGUGUUCGGAGCGCAUGAGGAACCAACGAUGCCAAAAGAGUGCGUGCAGAAGAGAGCGUACGGUACAUGUGUUUCUAACAUUUCAGAUUUUCUUUUCCUGCUUGCUGAAGUACGGUGAGAAUGAGCUCGUGUUUAUAAAGGGUCGGUUGGUCUUGCGAUGAAUUGCCUACUUAAAUAUCUUCAUGAAGUGCCUUACCUCCAUGACAUGUGAGCUAUGCAAGAUCUGUGGUUUCCUCUCUGAUGUUGUACCGUGGUAAAUAUGUCUGAACCUGGCGUUGGACUCUCGUGUGAUGUGGAACGGGUGAUUCGGAGCUUCUCGUAGGUUUGUGGGCGGUUGAUGUCAUGAUGUCCCGUCUCCUCAUGUAAAUGACACAGAACAUGGAAAUGCUCUUGUUUGGCUGUUUGUACGUCGUAGCUUUGCUGAGUUGUGCAUUUCUUUUGAAGGACAAAUAAAAAUAUUGAUGCAAUAA
Molecule: messenger RNA, 15471 nt
Organism: Xyrauchen texanus (razorback sucker)
Lineage: Eukaryota; Metazoa; Chordata; Actinopteri; Cypriniformes; Catostomidae
Product: ryanodine receptor 3
Biological process (GO): calcium ion transmembrane transport; intracellular calcium ion homeostasis
Cellular component (GO): calcium channel complex; smooth endoplasmic reticulum; sarcolemma
Molecular function (GO): ryanodine-sensitive calcium-release channel activity; calcium ion binding; protein binding
Source: RefSeq, a predicted model, not a curated record